GACCUAACUGGAAUCGAGUGGCGCUUCACAGAAUGGAUCGGACCCAACGGCGGCCUGCGCCCCGACAAUGUGCUUGAGUACUUUGGCCUGUCUCCGUUCUGGGACCCGUCAAGCAACAACGCAAUCCUGCGAAUGCAGACGCAGUUUAACGAGCUGCAGAACGCAUCCCUGGACCUGCGGCAGAUGACUGGCAUAGAGUUUGCAGUCACAUACCACGAAGCACCAGCACUGUUCAUCAUCACCAAGCAGCGGCGGUCCAACCCGACAAAGGUGACGCCAGUGUCGAUCUACUAUGUGGUGAAUGGGAAUGUCUACGAGGCGCCGUCGCUGUACUCGAUUAUCUCAACACGGAUGCUGAGCAGUAUCAAGCAC
Messenger RNA from Linderina pennispora, 372 nucleotides. RefSeq names its product MED6-domain-containing protein. Gene Ontology annotation, molecular function: transcription coactivator activity. The annotation marks the transcript as partial. The transcript has a single exon. Gene Ontology annotation, cellular component: mediator complex; core mediator complex. The record is from RefSeq and is a predicted model, not a curated record. NCBI's taxonomy places the organism in Eukaryota, Fungi, Kickxellomycota, Kickxellomycetes, Kickxellales, Kickxellaceae. Gene Ontology annotation, biological process: regulation of transcription by RNA polymerase II.